AUGUGGUACGCAAAAAUUUUAUUCCUUUUAAAUUACUUAGUGAUACUAUUGAAAAUAAGUUAUGUACAAAAUUCCACAAGUUUUUCAAAUAUAAAGUGGGAUCAUGAUUUAUAUAGUAUAGGUGACAUACAUGGGGACAUGGAUGCUUUUUUAAAAAUUUUGAUAAAUGAAAAAAUAAUUGAUGAAAAUGGAAAUAUAAUUAAAGAGAAUACAUUAAUUGUGAUGACUGGUGAUGUAUUAGAUCCAAAUUAUGAUGAUAUAAAUAUUUUAUUUUUUAUUCAAAUAUAUAAUGAUAGAGGGAAAGAUAGUAAUUCCAAAAUACUACUGCUUUUAGGUAAUCAUGAAGUAAAAAAUUUGUGUUUAGAUUUUAAAUAUAAAAAAUCGGAUAAGGGUAAAUAUAGAAAUAGAAAUAAUAUGUUUAAGAAAAAUGAAAUUUUAUAUAAUUAUUUAAUGAACAGUCCACUAGUUGUAAAAGUAAAUGAUAUAACUUUUUCACAUGCAGGUGUACUACCUUUUUAUGCUUUUUAUGGUAUUGAUUUUAUGAAUGAAGAAGGGAAAAAAGAAAUAAAAAAUAACUGUGAAGUGUUAAAGGAAAAAAGAAAAAGGAAAGAGGAACUAUGUAUUUGUUGUGAAGAUGGACCAACAUUAACUAGGUACUAUUCUAUUGUUAAUGAUAAUAUAUUUAAAAGGUCGAUGGUUUGUUCCACUCUAAAUAAAUCCUUAAUUAUGUUGAAAUCUAGCAGAAUGGUUGUUGGACAUACCGUUCAAAAAAAUAAAAGAGUUAAUAGUUUUUGCAACGAAAGGCUUUUAUUAGCUGACACAGGCAUUAGUAAAUGGAAAAAAGGGGUUAUAUCUUAUGUGCAGUAUUUUAAGGAUGGAACGUAUGUGGUCAGAUAUAUUGAUAGAUGA
Molecule: messenger RNA, 909 nt
Organism: Plasmodium malariae
Lineage: Eukaryota; Apicomplexa; Aconoidasida; Haemosporida; Plasmodiidae
Gene: SHLP2
Product: shewanella-like protein phosphatase 2, putative
Exons: 1
Coding region: 1-909 (302 amino acids)
Molecular function (GO): hydrolase activity
Source: RefSeq, a predicted model, not a curated record